AAGAGGGACGUGUUCGCAGUGGAGCGGAGUGCAGCAGCCUCGCGUUCGGUUUCACAGAAACACAUCAAAGGAUUCCUGAGGAGUUUAAAGAGCGCAGGGACCAAACCAGGCUGUUAUGGGUUCGCGGGUCGCGGGAGGCGGGGAGGGGGGGGGGCGGUUUUGCAGCAUUGCAGAUCCCGGACUGGUGCAUAGCCUGUGUGUGUGUGUGUGUGUGUGUGUGUGAGCUCAUACACACACAUUCACACUUAACAAUGUAACUGAGGAGGACACUUUAAAAGAGAGAGAAUCCAGAGGACAGGAGACAGGGACGAAGGACAGAAGACACUCGAGUCCCUGGAGACGUCGGACCUACUGUGUGUGUGUGUGUGUGUGUGUGUGUUUCGGAUCAUGACGGACCUGUCAAGCUGAGGUCUGGUGUGAGUGCCGCUCGUGCCGCUCGUGUCGAGGUUUCACUCGGUCAUUGACCCCGUGGCGGCGGUGCGUCAUGUCUGGAGAGGAGCUGCGUUUAAAGGCGCUGGAGGAGCUGCUGCUGGCCGGGCCUGCGCGCUCAGGGGGACAGUGUCUCAGCGUGGAGACCCUGCUCGAUGUCCUCGUCUGUCUCUACGACGAGUGCAGCAGCUCCCCCCUCAGACGGGAGAAAAACAUCUUGGACUUUCUAGACUGGGCCAAACCCUUCACCUCUAAAGUAAAGCAGAUGCGCCUGCACAAGGAGGACUUUGAGAUCCUGAAGGUGAUUGGUCGAGGAGCGUUUGGAGAGGUAGCUGUGGUGAAGGUGAAGAACACAGACAAAGUGUUUGCCAUGAAGAUCCUAAACAAAUGGAAGAUGCUGAAGAGGGCUGAGACGGCAUGUUUUCGGGAGGAGAGGGACGUCCUGGUGAACGGGGACAGUCAGUGGAUAACCACUUUACAUUAUGCCUUCCAGGACGAGAACAACCUGUACUUGGUGAUGGAUUACUACGUCGGCGGUGAUUUGCUGACUUUGCUCAGCAAGUUUGAGGACCGCUUGCCUGAGGACAUGGCAAAAUUCUAUCUGGCGGAGAUGGUGCUCGCGAUCGACUCUGUGCAUCAGCUGCACUACGUUCACAGGGAUAUCAAGCCUGACAACAUCUUACUGGACAUGCAAGGUCACAUUCGCCUGGCAGACUUUGGCUCUUGUCUCAGACUGAAGGACGACGGAACAGUGCAGUCCUCGAUCGCAGUGGGAACUCCAGACUACAUCUCUCCUGAGAUCCUGCAGGCUAUGGAGGAUGGGAAAGGAAAAUAUGGGCCCGAGUGUGACUGGUGGUCUCUGGGAGUGUGUAUGUACGAGAUGCUCUACGGGGAGACGCCCUUCUACGCCGAGUCACUAGUGGAGACAUACGGCAAAAUCAUGAACCAUAAGGAGCGGUUCCAGUUUCCCACACAGAUGUCUGAUGUAUCUGAGGAAGCCAAAGACCUCAUGUGCAGGCUGAUCUGCUCUCGGGAGCAUCGGCUAGGCCAGAAUGGAAUCGAGGACUUCAAGAGUCACCCCUUCUUCUCAGGAAUCAACUGGGACGACAUCCGCACUUGCGAGGCCCCCUACAUCCCUGAAGUCAGCAGCCCCACUGACACUUCCAACUUUGACGUGGAGGACGACUGCCUAAAGAAUUCAGAAACGAUGCCACCACCGUCACACGCAGCCUUCUCUGGACUCCAUCUACCAUUUCUUGGUUUCACCUUCACUAGCAAAUGCUCUCUGUCAGAUCGGGGCUGUUUGAAAGACUCUGAAGCCUCUUCAGUGGUGGAUUCGUGUCUACAGAAGACUUUGGAGGACAGUUUGGCUUCUGAGGCCUAUGAAAGAAGGAUCCGGCGACUGGAGCAGGAGAAAAUUGAGCUUAGCCGCAAGCUCCAGGAGUCCACUAAGACGGUACAGGCUCUGCAGCACACCAACUCCAAUGUGCCACCUGGUGCCAAAGACGUAGAGAUUAAAAGCCUGAAGAGUGAGAUAGAUAUCUUGAAAAAGCAGAUAGCAGAUUCAGGGCAUCUGGAGCAACAGCAGUUUAAGGAGGCCAAUGUGGCACGGAAGGAUCUUGCAGACUCGUCUAAGGUCAUAAAGACCCUGGAAAGGCGGCUCCAAAGUGUCUCACUGGAAAAAGACAGCCUACACAAGGAAAUGCUAGACAGCAAGGAGAAGAUCAAGGUCCAGGGAAAGGAGCUAAAGGAGGCACACAGUCAAAGGAAGAUGGCCAUGCAGGAGUUCUCUGAGCUGAACGAGCGCCUCACCGAGCUGCACUCACACAAGCAGCGUCUGGCGCGCCAGCUUCGAGACAAGGACGAAGAGGUGGAGGGUCUUUCACAGAAGAUGGAAACGUUACGGCUGGAGAUACGUAAGGCUGAGAGAUCUCGCAAAGAGUUGGAGGUGCAGGUCGAGGAGCAGGCAGCUGAGGUGCAGAAGGAGAGGAAACUGCGAGAGCGCAACGAACAGUUCAGCAGACAGCUGGAGGAGGAACUGGAGGGGUUCAAGCAGGCUGGCCCGCCGCAGCCAGGAGUGAGUAUGGAGCAGCAGCAGCAGGAGAUGUCAUGGCUGCGAGCUGAGCUUGACAAGAAGAGCGUGCAGCACGAGGAGGAGCUAUGUCGCAGGGAAACGCAGCACAGCGCUGAGCUCAAGAGCCACAGGAAGGAGCUGAAUGAUGCUGAGGCCCAGCACCUGACUCUGCAAAAGGAGAUACUUAUGCUUAAAGACAAGCUGGAGAAGACACGGCGAGAAAACCACAGCGAGCGUGAAGAUUUUGAGGCAGAGUGCAAACAGAAAUAUGAACGAGAAAAAGGAGUUCUGGUGGAGGACAACAGAAAGCUAGCAGAUGAUCUGGAGAAGAUGAAGUCCAUGUACGAAACCCUGAGUUCCAGCCACAAGCAGGUGGAGGAGGAGGUGAGAGAACUGGCGGAUAAGAAGGAUAGUGUUGCUCACUGGGAGGCUCAGAUCACCGAAAUCAUCCAGUGGGUAAGCGAUGAGAAGGAUGCUCGAGGUUAUCUCCAAGCACUGGCCACUAAGAUGACUGAGGAGCUGGAGGGUCUGAGGAACAGCAGCCUCGGGGCCAGAGGCACAGACAUGCCGUGGAAGAUGCGGCGUUUGGCCAAGCUGGACAUGUCGGCUCGCCUAGAGCUGCAGUCUGCUCUGGAUGCUGAGAUCCGGGCCAAGCAGGCCAUCCAGGAUGAGCUCAACAAAGUCAAGGCCUCCAACAUCUCAACUGAGGGUAAACUGCAGGAGUCUGAGAGCAAGAACCGGCUGCUGCAAGCAGAGGUCGAGAGGUUACAGAAGGAGACGGAGGACCUGCGUCGCAGGAGAGGUGUUAAACAUCAGGAUUCCCAGAACUCCUUCCUAGCGUUCCUGAACGCUCCCUCUUCUGUGCUCGAUCACUUUGAGCGCUCGCCAUCUUGGGGUCCCGGAAGCAAAGGCCGACGUAUUGACUCAGGUGACUUUACUCCCUAUAACACUCCGUCACGAGAUGAAGAUUCAAAAUCACGCCGCAUCUCCCGCUCCCGCUCGCCAUCCACGGCUAGUGACAUGGAGCCGUUAGAGCUGGUGGAUCACUCGUUACGUCUUCACACUCCGACCAGCAGAUCAAGCUACAGCAGCCAGGAGCAUCCCGCUAGUAAACCCAAGCCUCAUCAGUUUGCUGUGAAAUCCUUCAGCGUUCCCACCAAGUGUAACUACUGCACCUCACUGAUGGUCGGCCUCAUGCGGCAGGGCUGCAUGUGCGAAGUGUGUCAUUUCUCUUGUCAUGUGAUGUGUGCGGAUAAGGUUCCAUCCGUUUGCCCCAUCCCUCCUGACCAGAUCAAAGGUCCACUGGGUAUCGACCCACCUCGGGGAAUCGGCACCGCCUAUGAGGGCUAUGUGCGGGUGCCGAAGCCCACUGGUGUGAAGAAAGGCUGGCAGAGAGCGCUGGCUGUAGUCUGUGACUUUAAGCUGUUUCUGUAUGAGGUUGGCGAGGCCAAGGCCACUCAGCCCAGUGUGGUUGUGAGUCAGGUCAUCGACAUGAGGGAUGAAGAGUUUUCAGUAAGCUCCGUCUUGGCCUCAGACGUCAUCCAUGCCAAUAGGAAGGACGUCCCGUGUAUAUUUCGGGUAACAGCGUCUCACCUGUCCUCCUUGUGCCAGAAGACGUCUAUUUUGAUUCUGGCUGAUAGCGACCACGAGCGCACCAAGUGGGUCAGUAUGCUGCUUGAGCUGCACCGCAUUCUCAAGAAGAACAAGUUGAAGGAUCGCUCUGUCUUUGUGCCCAAAGAAGCCUAUGACAGCAUGCUGCCUCUCAUCAAAACUACACAGACUGCUGCUAUUAUAGACCACGAGCGUGUGGCUCUCGGUAACGAGGAAGGUCUUUACGUGGUCCACAUCACCAAAGAUGAAAUUGUCCGUGUGGGCGACAACAAGAAAGUGCACCAUGUGGAGUUGAUGCCCUCCGAGCAGCUGCUAGCUGUAAUCUCAGGCAGGAACCGUCACGUGCGUCUCGUGCCCAUGGUUGGCCUGGAUGGCCGCGACUCUGAUUCCUUCAAACUGCUCGAGACCAAAGGGUGUCAGCUGCUGGCUUCAGGAAAACCUCGGCAUGGUGCUCACACCUGCCUGUGUGUGGCCAUGAAGCGUCAGGUCAUCUGCUAUGAGCUGAAUAAGAGCAAGGCACGGCACCAGCGCCUCAGAGAGAUUCAGGUGCCGGGUGUGGUGCAAUGGAUGGCGUUUCUGAGUGAAUAUCUCAUGGUGGGCUUUCAGGGCGGCUUCAUGCGCUAUAGCCUGCACUCUGACGCGCCUCCCGUUAGCCUCCUGCAUCUGGACGAUCACACGCUGGCCUUUAUAACACAGCAGGGCAUGGACGCAUUGUGCGCCGUGGAAAUCUCCAGCAAGGAGCUGCUGCUGUGCUUCAGUUGCGUGGGGGUCUGUGUGGACCUCCAUGGCCGACGCUCACGCCAGAUGGAGCUGAUGUGGCCUGCUGUCCCUACCUCCUGCUGCUACAGCGCCCCCUACCUCUUAAUGUACAGCGAGAAUGCGGUGGACGUGUUUGACAUCAACACCUUGGAAUGGAUUCAGACUAUUCCUCUAAAAAAGAUACGGCCGCUAAACCCCGAUGGCUCUCUGAAUCUCCUCGGCUCAGAAACAGUGAGGCUCGUCUACUUCAAAAACAAGGCAGCAGAGGGGGACGAGCUGGUGGUGCCAGAGGUGUCAGAUAACAGCCGCAAGCAGAUGGUGCGCAGUAUGAACAAUAAGAGACGCUUCUCAUUCCGCAUACCUGAGGAGGAAAGACUACAACAAAGGAGAGAAAUGCUGAGGGACCCUGAAAAAAGAAGCAAGCUGAUCUCCAAUCCCACCAACUUCAACCAUGUGGCUCACAUGGGACCAGGAGAUGGAAUGCAGAUUCUUAAAGAUCUACCCGUGAACAUGCGUGCUCAGGAAAGCCGGUCUGGUUUCAGUGGCUCAGUCAGUAUCCCAUCCUUAGCAAAGAAUCGUGGUGAACCCGGACGCUCCAUGAGCGCCAGCAGCGGUCUGGGUAUACGCUCUUCAUCUCAGAACGGCAGCGCCCUGAGAAGAGAGCUCUCGAGCAGUAGCUACAGCUCCAAGCGGCAAACAAUGACAUCGCCGUCUGAGAGCUCUCUGUCAUCAGGAGGAGGCAUAGAUGCAGGAGAUGCACCACUUUCUCAGUUUGACCGGGAGUGGCAGGCUGUCUCACCCUCGGAAAAGACGCCCGAUCUGAAACGGGCGUUACGGACCCUACUUAGUAAGAUGAAGGACUCAGACUCACCGCGUCACUCCACUGCCUCGAACAGCUCGACGUUCAGCAGCCCGCCCAGUCCUGCGUCACCACACAAGACCAAGUCUCUGUCCCUGGAGAGCACGGACCGUGUAGGCUGGGACACAUGAUGAAGGAUCCAAAGAAAUAAACCUCGAGCACCUCUGGAUCCUCUCUCUGAUUUAUCCAGAUUUUCAUUGGGGGUUGGGGAGGACGUGUGGCUAUCAACAAGUCUGUGUGUGUGUGUGUGUGUGUGUGUGUGUGUGGUCAUUGGUUCCUUUCAGUCUGGCUCAAAGUGAGUUCGCACACACACUACAUUGGAACUUGACUGUACUGAUGUUCGUAUAGAAACUGGGAUUUGGGGUGCACUACUUAUUUCUUAAUCCAAUGUUCACUGUUGAAGAUCAGCUGUGGACCCCACCAACCACCGCAUCUAUGAUGAAACUGCCAUUCUGAUGCGCUACUAGCUGACAUAGACACUUCCAACCUGCCCUACUCUCAGACCACAUCCUAUACACGAUGCCCACUUUCUACCCCGAUGUCAUGUCACUGGGGUCACGACCUGCACCCCUACUGUGGAAUUUCACAAGCGCACUGUGCUGCCAGAAAUAAGGCACUAAUCACACAGUAUAACGAAUGUGAUAUGAUUUUGGACAAUAAGCAUUUAAUUGGGUGAGUUCUGGUUAAUCGAAGCCUUCCACAUACGGUACCAUCACAAUAAUGUACAUAGGCUGCGCAUAAUGUAAAACAAUGACAUUUUAUAGAGAGAAAUACAUUUUGCCUGCAUUAUUUAAUUUGAUUUUAUAAUUCAUAAAACAUUAUUUUAUGUCUUGUGAAUUUUUUUUUACAUUGUUUAUUUUCCAUGCGUAGAGUUUAAGCAUCUGUGUUUUUCCCUCCGAUCUCCAUUAUAAGAGGAUAUAACACGUAUCGUCCCGAACCAGGGGUAAAUUGUUCAUAUGAUUUAUUCAUUAGGACAGAUUUCCACUUACACCUUAACAUUCCCAGCUGCACAAAGAUAAAUGCAAGAAAACGUUGAAGUUGUUUUAUGAGUGUUUGUGUUUUUUGAUCAUGUUUCCUGCUUAUAUUGUGGCAGGUUUCAUUUGAUUAUAGAGGUUAGCUGCACAACUUUUCCAGUUGUUUCAUUAGAACUGCCUCCUUGUCAAAAAUCCAAUUAUAUUAUACCAUCGUUACCUUCUAUUUAAUUUCCCUGGGAUUAAUAAAGUUCUUUGAAUCUUGAAUCGUAAAAUCACUGAAGUGGUCUAAAGAACAUGGUCAAGUUGCCCGCUGGCUUUGGGAGCUGUGGGAUCUGAUGAGAUCAUGUGCAACCAUUUCUGACUCCUGUUUCAGUGCAAUUCGAACGUGAGCACAGUUUACUGUGUUACUAGAUAAUUGGCGCCCGUCUCUAGUGCGGAUCUCAGUCCCCGCUCAGCUCACAACUUUGAAUUUGCUGCAUUGUUCCAGCUGUAGCUCAUAUCCGCAUGUAAAGAAAGGCAGAAGGCAGCUAUUGCACAAUUACAAUGGCCUUUCUGCAAUAGUCCACAUUAGCUCUCUUCGCUUUUUUUUUUUACUUGUUUUGUAAUAAUUUGUACAGUUUUGCAUGCUAUGUGUAUUUAUUUUCUGGUUCUGUUACGGAUUUGAGUUCUGUUUUGUCGAUUUUUUGAAUGUUUAGGGGACUUUUCCUGAUGAGAGCUCCAUGCUCUAUACAACUGGUUUCGCAAGAUCAAUAUCUAUAGACUGAAAUAGUGCAUUUCUAUAAAAGGAAGAUGAUAUGACACGGGGGAUUUUAGUUAUUUGACCAAGAAAUAACAUUGGACCUGAACAAACGGGUCGAAUUUCACUGACAUCUACUUCAACUUAGAGACUCUACAUGAGAAGACUUAGCCAAGACAAGAGUUUACUCAUCAAUUUAUUCAAAAUGAUUCCACAUCAAUGGUUCUACAUUUGCAGCAAGCGAUUAUGUUUUGGGUCUGUUUGAUUAUGCUGUAAUACUGCUCUUUACAUGUCAAAUGUUUAGCACUAUUAUCAAUAAAACAUUCAGCCAUCA
Molecule: messenger RNA, 7776 nt
Organism: Clarias gariepinus (North African catfish)
Lineage: Eukaryota; Metazoa; Chordata; Actinopteri; Siluriformes; Clariidae
Gene: cdc42bpab
Product: CDC42 binding protein kinase alpha (DMPK-like) b
Exons: 40
Coding region: 485-5863 (1792 amino acids)
Biological process (GO): actomyosin structure organization; peptidyl-threonine phosphorylation
Cellular component (GO): cytoplasm; cytoskeleton; actomyosin
Molecular function (GO): ATP binding; protein serine/threonine kinase activity
Source: RefSeq, a predicted model, not a curated record